Heteronotia binoei (common prickly gecko) is the source of this 1788-nucleotide messenger RNA. RefSeq names its product VHL binding protein 1 (gene VBP1). Gene Ontology annotation, cellular component: prefoldin complex; cytoplasm. Bases 73 to 666 code for a protein of 197 amino acids. Gene Ontology annotation, molecular function: tubulin binding. Lineage: Eukaryota; Metazoa; Chordata; Lepidosauria; Squamata; Gekkonidae. The record is from RefSeq and is a predicted model, not a curated record. The transcript has 6 exons. Gene Ontology annotation, biological process: microtubule-based process; tubulin complex assembly; protein folding.
CCCGCGCCUGCGUCGUCGCCACCACCGCCGCCGUGAGUCUCGCGCGCCGCCUCUUUCCCUCCCCUCCCCAAGAUGGCGGCGGCCACCAGCGGCGAGGCGGUUUGUGGCGACGGCCCGGCGGGCGCCAAGAGGGUUCACCUGGGGAUCCCCGAAGCCAUCUUCGUCGAAGAUGUCGAUUCUUUCAUGAAACAGCCGGGAAAUGAGACUGCAGACGUAGUGCUCAAGAAACUGGACGAGCAGUAUCAGAAAUAUAAAUUUAUGGAGCUUAACCUUGCCCAGAAGAAAAGAAGGUUAAAAAACCAAAUUCCUGAAAUUAAGCAGACAUUAGAAAUCUUAAAGCACAUGCAGAAGAAAAAGGAGUCCACAAACCCAAUGGAAACCAGAUUUUUAUUGGCAGAUAACCUCUACUGUAAAGCGUCAGUUCCUCCUACAGAUAAAGUGUGCCUCUGGUUGGGGGCCAACGUAAUGCUGGAGUACGAUAUCGAUGAAGCCCAGGCGCUGCUAGAAAAAAAUCUCUCCACAGCCUCAAGGAACCUGGAGUCUCUAGAAGAAGAUCUGGAUUUCCUUAGAGAUCAGUUCACUACUACAGAAGUCAAUAUGGCUAGAGUUUAUAAUUGGGACGUAAAGAGACGGAACAAGGAUGACCCGUCCAAAAACAAAGCAUAGUUUUGCCCAAUUUUAAACAUGGUUCUGAUUUUCAAAAAACACACAAAAAAUUAUUUUUUUAUUUUAAACAAACCUUUGAGUUCAGCCUUCGACGGACUGAGUUUAGUUUUAAAUCUCAUCAGUCAGCAACAUUAAAAAAAACAGCAACCAACAACCUUUAAAUAAUAGCGAGCAAGCACCCUUUUAAUUUAUUGGCACGCCCAGUUUGGUUCCAUGCAUGCUUCCUAAUAUCACAGCUGGCUUAGCAAAACAGCCCCAGAGGGCUUGGCAUUGCAGUCCUGGGACAAUCUAACGUGAAGUGCAUUGAUGACAUUGGAGUCCAGGCCAUUCUAGCUGACCACACCUUUCCUCUUGCAAAGGGGAUUGCGUUAGUUUCAUCGCCAUAGGGGCUCGAUGAAGGAAGCCGGCAAGGGUUGGCAUGGGGCAGGACGGUGGGCGGAUACGCGGCUUGUGAGGAAGCCAGCAUUUGAGACCAGGAGAUACAGUACAACCCCCAUGUUCAUUACAGUGGUGUUUCUUUCAUUCACACGUUCCCGUUCUGAGCAGUUACUGGCUCAGCUUAAGUCUAGAUUCUUCGUGAUCCACCUGCAAUGAAAGGGUUGAGCAGCUAAAUAGCACAGUCUGGUUGUGGUCUGAUUCCAUUUCGUUUCCAUGCAAAUACCUCCCCCCCCCCGGUUCCACCCUUCCAAGUGUAUCGACUCGGGUGACAUUACAGAAGCUCACAGCCUGUCGCACCCGGUCACCUCAUCCCGCAGUCCCUUGUGUCGAGUUCAGGUGUCUUGAUGCUUGCAAAGACACCGUUGGUGAAACCGGCCCCAGACGAGGAAGGCCUUGAUUUGAGCUCCGCUUCAGCCGUUAAUGGGUCGAGUGUUAUUCCCGCGUCGCUUGUUACGAAGCCUGGCAGAAAGCGUUGCCUUGACAUCUUCGCUCGUUCCUUUCCGAGCCAGCACGAACCCGACGACGGCGGAAUGGAGUGUUUACACCACAGAGUGACUGGCAUGGCAGGUUUCAAUUCAGAAUAAAAGCUAGCGUUAUCUGUGUUCUGGUUCCGUGUAAUAAAAAAAAAAUACUUGUAAAAUUUUUGUACUUUUAUUUCAUUAUAUUAAAACACGGCAGAAACCC